Molecule: messenger RNA, 6064 nt
Organism: Sphaerodactylus townsendi
Lineage: Eukaryota; Metazoa; Chordata; Lepidosauria; Squamata; Sphaerodactylidae
Gene: ENPP4
Product: ectonucleotide pyrophosphatase/phosphodiesterase 4
Exons: 3
Coding region: 2199-3557 (452 amino acids)
Source: RefSeq, a predicted model, not a curated record
GGCAGCCAGUGCGCAGGCGCGCUGCGCCGCCCGGGACUGUGGUGCCGGCGGCGAAGGAGGAGGCGAGGACGGCGACCCGGGCUGUUUCGGCCGCCGCUCGAGGCGGGCGCUUGGGAAGGACGAGGGGGCGCUCUCCCCCCACCCCCCCCCACCUGUUUUCCGUGAGGUGAAGCUCUUUGGCCUCCUGGUUCAGAGCCUGAGGGUCUUUCUUCCUGGCUGAGGAGGUUUCGCCGCCACCCCACCUGAGGAGACAAAUCGGAGCCUUGUGACGCGGGGUCCGCUUGUGUUGUGUGUGAGCUGUGAUUGCCGCUUGCAAAAUUAAAAGGCGGUGGGGGGGGGUGGGGGUAAGCCGUGUCCGUGGUUCCUACGAAUGCCGCGAGUUCUGUGUCCGAUUGUCACGUGUGGCGCGGAGGGAAGGGUUAUCGGUGUCAAACUCGCGGCCCUCCAGAUGUUAUGGACUACAGUUCCCAUCAUCCCCUGCCGGGUGUCUCGUCUCAAAAGAGGCCUGAUCAGAAUCAAACUUGGCUUGCUAAUCUACCCCAUUCGUGGCUGGAGAAAACCCUUAUAUAUCAAAUGUGAGAUAUAUCUAUAUCUAUCCAUAUGUGUGUGUGUUUGUGUUUGUAUUUCUAUCUAUACACACACACACACACACAUGUUUAUGUCAGAUUUUCAGGGGUGGUUCUGUUGGCCUCGAAGAAGAAGGAAUUAUACAGUAUUGUAGACCAGGAAUGUCUGUAUGGCUCUGGAGGCAAUAGACUUGCCCUGUUCUUCAUUUCUCUUAUUGUACAUAAAUGUGAACAGUGAACUCAAAUCUAUGUAUCCAUAACUAAACAUCAACACUUUUGUUUUAAUUUUAUGACUAGCUCUAGUGUAGACUUUGAAAAAGUUUCUCCAGAUGCGAACUGGCUAGUCUCUGUCAGUGACUGAGUUAUUAGAGCAAGGAGACUUAAAUGAAGCAAGAUUUGCUGUGAAAUUAUUUGACUAAAUGCAAAUUAAUCUUAAGUAUUGUAAGAAUAUCUUUGAGGUUUUGUGAGUUCAGAUCUCAAUUCAGAUCUAAAGUUAAAGAAAACUUAAAUGAGGAAAGUUUUUCUGAGAAAUUAUUUGACUAUAUACAAAUUAAUAUUAAAUAUUGUAAGAAUAUUUUUGUUGUGUUGUGAAUUCAGGCCUAAAGUUGUUAACGUGUACCAAGAGGAAACCAGGAAGUACAAACUGUCGGUCUAGUGGUUGUGUUGUAAGCUAGGAAAAAAACCACAAAGGAGGAAACAAGCUUGGUGUACAAUGAAGCAUAAGGACUGCUUCGAUAGUUUUAUAUUGCUUUGCUAGUGUUUGUAGUAGCGCUAUAUAUUAUCGGCUUUAAAAACUUACACAUAUAGAAUUGUUGCUAGGAAGUUUUACUGCAGACUUGAGUGACCAGUGGCCUUAUUCCUGAAAAAGUCUACCGUCACUCCCCUUCACCCCAAAUCAGCAUGUGCUCUCUGAAUAAGGAUGCCAGUUAGAGCCUUUUAAAAUAUGUCUUCAGAACCUACUCUCUCAGUACUGUGUAACUCACGUAACAUUAGGUUAGCUGAACUAAAUUCCAAUCUUGCAAUGAAAAUGUGUCAUCCAGGGAAAAUGAAACUAUUUUGAGUGAAAACAAUUCACUAAAUGAGGAAUAAAGCUUUGAAGAAGAUAUGGUCGGGGCAUUUUCACAGGGGAAAUCAAGAUUAAUGUUUUUUGCAAACACACUGUUAUUGGACAGAUUUAUUGGACCAAGCUGAAUAUAAAUGGAAAAUAAUGGCCAUAAAAUUUGCAUGGAGUCUGCUUGGACAUCUACCUACUUAUUUAAUUUAUAACUAGUUGCUGAAGUACCUAGAUACAGGACAAAACAGGAGGAAAAUCUGUUCAUCAAUUAGAACAAUCUGUAAAUCAGACAUAGUGGGAUCAUGGAAAUUACUCUGUAUAAAAUUAGAGGUCAGGAUAUAAACAUAGAUAACUUAGUACCGCUUAACCUUAACUGUACUGGUGAUAGUUGGUUUAUGUUGGAUAAAGGUUGCCAGCAGAAACUUCUGACUAGAAUCCAAAUAAUACCUUAGAUUUAGUUAGAAUUAUAUUUGUGAUGUGGCUGUUAGUUUGAUCUGACAUUGUUAAUGAGGCUUUCUGAUUUUUUUCUGUCUAGGUUUUACUGCAUCUGAGUCCUAAUAAGUGAAAUUCUAUCAACAAUGAAUUUUAUACUGGUAUUCCUCCUUAACGGUAUCAUUACCUUCUGUAGAGGUGAUUCUAUACACAAAUCAACACCUCGGUUACUCCUGGUGUCUUUUGAUGGUUUCAGGGCUGAUUAUAUGGAGACAUAUAAUCUUCCAUAUCUCCAAGAUUUCAUUAAAGAUGGUGUGCUUGUGGAACAUGUGACCAAUGCUUUCAUCACAAAAACAUUUCCGAACCAUUACAGCAUAGUCACAGGUUUGUACGAGGAAACUCACGGCAUUGUAGCAAACACUAUGUACGAUGCUGCUACGAAGAAAAACUUUUCGUCAUUCAAUGAUGCGGAUGCUUUUUGGUGGGAUGAAGCAAUUCCCAUUUGGGUCACCAACCAGUGGCAAGAGAACAAAACAAGCGCCGCUGCAAUGUGGCCUGGCACAGAUGUCCGCAUUCACAAUACCACCCCUCAUUUCUUCAUGAAGUACAACUCUUCAGUAAGCUUCAGCGAAAGAGUAGAAAACAUCAUCAGAUGGUUGAACAGUUCCAACCCCCUUGUCACUUUUGCGACUCUUUAUUGGGAAGAGCCAGAUGCGAGUGGACACAAGUAUGGCCCGGAAGAUAAAGAAAACAUGAGUCGCGUCUUAGAGGAAGUGGAUAAACAUAUUGGCCUGCUUGUUAAGAGGUUGAAGGCCUCUAAACUGUGGGAGGAAAUAAAUGUUAUAAUUACCAGCGAUCAUGGCAUGGCACAGUGUUCUCCGGGCAGGUUGAUCAACCUGGAUGAUUGCGUUGACCCACAGAUGUACAUGCUGAUUGACAAGAGCCCAGUUGCAGCCAUUCUGCCUUUUAAUGAAACCUAUGUUUACGAGAGCUUGAAAAAAUGCAAUUCUAAUAUGACAGUUUAUCGUAAAGGAGAAAUUCCAGACCGGUAUCAUUACUAUCAUAAUGAGCGCAUUCAACCCAUAAUUGUGGUAGCAAAAGAAGGCUGGACAAUUGUGCAAAACCAGAGCUUGCCUAGAUUAGGAGACCAUGGCUAUGAUAAUGCAUUUCCAAGCAUGCAUCCAUUCUUGGCAGCUCACGGGCCUGCUUUCCGCAAAGGCUAUUGGAGGAAAACCAUGAAUACUGUUGACAUUUAUCCCAUGAUGUGUCACAUCCUUGGCUUGACACCCCAGCCCAACAAUGGGACCUUGAGCAAUUCUAAGUGUUUGCUUGCUGACCAGUGGUGCAUAAAUAUCCCUGAAGCCAUUGGGAUUGUGAUUGGGGUCUUGAUGGUGUUAACCACUCUGACUUGCCUUAUCAUCAUCAUGAAGAAUAGAACACCUUCUCUGCGUCCAUUUUCACGCCUUCAGCUUCAGGAAGACGAUGAUGAUCCCUUAAUUGGAUAGCCUGCUUAGUAGUUUUGGCAGCACUCCACUGACUGUGUCUUGAAAACUGGACAUCAUAGGUCAACUUACACUGGAGAACAUCUUGUGAUGCACUUUAAUAAAGAUCCACCCUGAAUACUGCAGAAGAAUAGCGAGCGUCUGGGAAAAUGCCACUAGCUUAGAUGCAAUGCAACCGUGAAUUCACAGAAGAGGUUUUUACAGUUAUUCCUGCCUCCUGCAGCCCUCGCCCUUGAUGUGCAUCUUGUUCUUUUUUUCCUGGUUCUUUAGGGUCUCUUGCCAUGGAAAGGACAUUAAUGAUCUUAAACCUUGAAUUCAGGUAAACGUUUUUCUUACAAUAAAUACAUUAUCUGGGCUGACUAAGAGGACUCAUUUCCACAAUGUUGUAAGAUAUUGUUAGGAACAGCUACUGUGAGGAUCAUUUUCUAAUUAGAAGCUGUCCGCAUAAGAAUUCUGCAGUUCUAGCCCUUUCAGUUGCUCUGUAACAUCGCCCUCCACAAAAUGGAAAUACAGAUUAGUUUGCCUUAUUGGGAUUUUUGAUAUAGAAACCCCAGCAGUUAGGAAUGACAGCCAGAACAGAGCCAAAAGAAAUAUUAUGCCAAGCCACUUCCACAACCUUGUCCAAAGCCAUAUUCUUAGAGCUACUGUUGGAGUGUUUUCUUAUUUACAAAGUUACAAUCUGGAAACUCUAUGAAUACUAUGGGUCACCUGUGGUUGCUCCUGCCACAUCUCACUCCUUGCAGAUGACCCUUGUGGUGGGACUGUUGCAUUUAAACUCCAUUUAUACACUCACCCAAAUGAAUGGAGCAUUCCUAUGAGAUGGCCAUUCCUGCUUGUCUUGACUGGCUUAGUAAAAACACUGAAAUGUUACCCCCUGCUGUGUAGAUCACAUGCAUAAGGAACAGCUGUUUAAUGGUAACUGUUGAAAUCAACUGUGACUUUUCAAGUAUGCUUUUGAAGUUGCUAUUUAUAGAUGUGUGUACUAAUUACUCAGACUGUUAACAAAUUAGUGUGUUAAUGGAGCUGUAUUUAGCUUUUUUGCACUUACAAAACUGGCACUUUUGUCAGAAGAAAGAAGACCCGCAAGGAGAGUUGGAGAUCUAAAUGUGAACAGAAGCCCAGUUUUGACAUGAAUUGCAAAAACUACCCACCUUACAGGUAUAUGUAGACUUUCUGUUGUCACAAGUUUAAAUCUGAAGGUUAGUGCCUUGGAGAAAUGAGUAUUUCUGUUUAGAAGUGGUCAUGGGUUUAAAUCCUUAGUUCUUUUUAAACAAGGCCCUAAAAUUGCUUAGAACUAUUCUGCUAAUAUCAGGACUGUUUUUAGAGCAGUCGGGUCAGCUGAGUUCUUAUCCUACCUCACGUACCACAUCCUGUCGCUUUAUAUUUUUGCAGGCUUUUUAGAACUGUUUUCAAACAAUCUAAUAGUAACAGUGACUUUUUUUGAAGAGCCACUUAUCAGUGUGGGAUCCAAAAUACCGCAGGCCACCUUCUACACACACACAGGCAUUUCGCAUGUUUCCUUUUCCUUAAAUAUGUUCCUCUGCCACCCAAAAGCAUGCACUGAUACCAUACUCGGUGUAAAGUGCUACUGCCAGAAGGUAAUCGAUUUUAUUUGUGCAUCAGCAGAAGUGCCUUCCCAGGGGGUGGUGUGGGGUUGCAGUUGGAUCACAGCCAAUGUGAAUGUGCUUAUGUUGAGCUGAGUAGUGACCCUGCCCCGACGUAAUUGGUGUUCCACUUUGCAUUUGUUGUGGAAAAUAUCGAUGAUCAGAUUUUGUCAAAGCAUUUCGUCAAAGCAUUCUGAUGUUCAAGUAAAAUAAUUUCUGCAAGAAUUUCGCCUAAAAUCCAUUUGACUUUUCUCUCACAGAGAAACUUUUUAAAAAAUUGUUUGGUCGAAUAUCUUCGUGUACGUACAUGGGAAUGAAUAAUAGAACAGAAAAUUAGGAUACACUAGAUUUGGGCUGAAAAGAGCACCCCUUAAAUCUUUCCUAUAAAUGUUUGAACAUUAAUCAUCCAGAUGUCAUUCAUCAAGGCUGUGGAUUUGUAGCAAAAAUGGGCCAAGACUUUGACUUCUUCUUUUAAGACUACCUACAGAAACUAGGUAGUCAUUCUAAAAGUAUAUCCUGUUAUGAUUUUAGCUCUUAUAACUUCUGAAUUGUGGCCAUAUUACUUAAUUUUACCCAUCACACAUUUUUUUAAUGUAAUGAUUAUACCAGUUAACACGGGUUGAGUCAGAAGCAAACAGUUCAACAAAUAAAAUACAUAGAAUGUUUAUUACUGUUCUUUCCACUGCAGUGGGCCAGUGGUACAUAGGUGGGGAUGGCUGAACAAUUCCCUCUUUUAUUGGGGUGCCUACAUCUCAGGAGAUGGGGGGGUAGGGGAGAGUUGUAUGUAUUAUACUUUGAAGUGUUUGUUUUAAAGGGGCAGUGCCUUAAGUGGAUAGAUAAAUUUAUAUGCAUAUAUGACAUGGAUUUCCAUGGAGAAGUUUUGUGUAUAUAAAAAAUCUUUUAAAA